This is a messenger RNA of Chara braunii, 3056 nucleotides long. The record is from the annotation of a GenBank genome assembly. Lineage: Eukaryota; Viridiplantae; Streptophyta; Charophyceae; Charales; Characeae.
CUAGAUUUGCAGCUUCAGGUGAAACUCUGGUGAAACUUCAGUGAAGUUUCGUUGCACCUUCGGACAGGAGAGAGACAUUACAUCCACAAAGCCUUGCUGUCACCGUGGAGAUGGCGGACGCGAUGAUGUCGAGUGUCCAUCCCCUGGCUCCAUCUCCGGCGGCAUUGCGCGCCGAGCUGAGUUUAGCGAUUCGCAGUCAGGCAGCAGGAGGUAAGCGGCAGGCAGGAGUGCGGCAGCGGCGAAGUUGGACGACAGAUCUGUGCCGCGGCGCAUUGGACCACUCGUCGACGUGGUGGUCCCCACGUGGACCGGCAGCUCCUUCCAUUCCGACUCAGCGGCGUUCAGAUGCAUUUGCACGACGGGCAUGUCCAGGUUCUUCUACUACUACUACAACAUCAUGCAUCCUCCUUCGUGAUCGUUCUCUUCUUCCUCCUGCUCUUCCUCCUCUUCCUCCUCCUCCUCCUUCUCCUCUCCCUCCGUCUCCUUCUCUCGCCCCUCCUACCGGUAGUCGUCGCUCGGCGAGCAGCAGCAGCAGAUCCCGGGCACUUGUGGUCGUUGCACAUUGUCAAGCGGGCGAGGGCGAUCGCGACAGUCCCGGUCGGGACGACUUAGAUCCACAGUCGCGAUCAUCCAUGGACGGCGGAGAUCCAGUGGUCGGCAGAUGGGAUCCCAACGACCAGAGUCUGACCAGCACGACGACCACCAGCAGGAGCAGCAUUACGGGCGCCGACCUCGGCGCCUGCCACGAGUCGCUACCGGUAGCAACGACCGCUGCCGAUGGAAACACGGGUCACCGUGGAGGAGAGAGCAGAGUUGCUCUACGGGAAUGGAGCAGGAACAGGAGGAGGAGUAGGAGGAGUAGGAGUAGGAGGAAAGGAGAGGCCAUCUGGCAAGCAAAUGGAGGGUUCGGACUUGAGUUUGAACCCUUGACUUCAUGGAGGUGCUCCGCGCUGCUUCCCUUGACUUCAUGGAGGUGCUCCGCGCUGCGUUUCUGCCUGUUCAUCCUCCGGGCGCAUCGAGCUGGCGGCAACCCUCCAGAAUCGUUCUUAUCACCCUCAGCUACUACUACUACUACUACUGCUUCUUCCUCUUCGUCCGCGUGUCAAUCCUACGAAGAAGAAGCGAUGGCGGCAAGGAAGAUGGAAGGCGCCCUCGUUGCCCUCGGUGGUGAUACGGCUAUGGCGGGAACGAAGGAACAAUGGGAGGAGGAUAGAGCGGAAGCGAGGGAGCAGCAGGACCGAGCAGUCGUGCACGACGAGAGUGUGAGAGAGCAGUGGGUGAAUGGAGGAGAGGGGAGAGAGAGAGAGAGGAAAAGGGGGGAGGGAGAAAGGGAGGGAGAAAGGGAGGGAGAGAAAGAUGGGGAGGAUGAGGAGGAGGACGACGAGAAGCAGCUGCAGACGAAGAGUGGAAGCAUCGUAGCAACUGAGAGCACGUGCGUCGUUUCCGAUCUGUUGACGUCAUCUGAACGUGAUCUCGGCGGCGACGGUGGCGACGGCGGCGGCGAUAUCAACGUGCUACAAGGGGAUCAUCCUCAUCAUAAUCAUAAUCAUCUUGUCAUUUUCUCUUCCUCCUCUGCUGGGCCGGGUAAUGCGUCGGCUAUGGAACUGGCACCGUUAGAGCAGGAAGACGAAAGAGAACCGAAGGAGGAAGUGGGAGCAGAUGGACAACAGAAGAAGGGCAAGGAUGACGAAGACGAGGAGGGCAACGGUAAUGGAGGUUUCACAUCUUCUUCUUCUUCUUCUUUGGCCGAUGAUGUCGGUACGAGCAGCCGUGCGAUAGAAGCGGAGACGGAGGUCAUCCCAUCCUCCUCCUCCUCCUCCUCCUCCGUGCGGGCGGAGAUUGCGGGUACGACCGAGGAUGACGAGACGCGCAUUGCCAAGCUGAGCGCUAUCGAGAGCAACAAUUUGAAUCUGAAUUUGAACAAGUCGAAUUUGAGCUCUUGCCCUCUCGAAUCGGCUAGUUCGGAGGUGAAUGGGGAGCUAUUUUUAGACCGUCGUCGGAACUCAUCUGCGGAGGGAAGUGCAAGUGUUCCAACCGCUAAUUCCUCUCAUGGAGUGCGUGAGGAUGAUGAGGAUGAUGAGGAUGAGGAUGAGGAUGGUGAUCGUCAUGGGGAUCUCAACUCGAGGAGGCGACGCGGUAUGAGCUGGAAUUCCGAUCGGGAUCCCGAUUUCGAAUCGGAAUCGUCGUUGGACGAUUCUCGUGAACGAGGAGGAGGAGGAGGAGGAGAAGACGGCCCCGAUCCGAGCAAGGGAAGGCCUCGUUAUCGGGAUGAUCAUCGCGAUUCCAACCGCGCUAUGUCCGAGGAGGGGCAGGCGGCGAAGACGGAGGGGCAGAAUACCUCCUCCUCCUCCUCCUCCUCGUCGUUAUCGGGAUCGGGGUCGGGAUCGCAGCUCGAUCAUGAUUGCCAAUCGUCGUUCUGCACAACUACAGAUGAGUUGCACUGCGGUGUUGUGCACCCAGGUGCUCUGUCCCGUACGAAAACGACAAUUACCACGGACAGUCGGUCGAAGACGGCUGUUGUAGCGGUAGAGUCAUCCGUGACAUUCACUGGGGACGAUUCCUCCUCAUCCUCUUUGGAAGUUGAUGAUUACUUGGCUUUGGCAGAGAAUUGCGUGCUGAAGAGAGCGUCAGAGCUGAUGAAUAAGACCAGGAGAGAGCAGUUGAUGAUGGGCGACACGGGCGACGCCAAUGGUCGCACGGCGGAGGUAUACGAGAAGCAUAGAGCUAUAGUCAGCGUUCUCGAGGAGGGAAAGGUGGUGGCUGCGCGACCGACCCAGCCGCCCAGCAUCUUCGGGCACGAGAGCUUUGUUCUGCAGCUCAGGGAUUCACGGACCGGGUUGAAGGCCAAUGCAAUCUUCAAACCAAGAGUUGGCGAUGGUGACGCUGAAGGCUGGCAUCGGCCCCCAAUCGAAUUGGUGGCCUACAAGCUCAACUUGAUGCUGGGGAUGGAUUAUGUUCCUCCGGUAGGUCUUGUUUGUAUGAAAUUAAUUUGAAUAUUAUAUUAUGCAAGGAGAAUGAGCGAUAGCGAACUUCAGAAAUCAAACAGCAUCAUACAC